AUGAAGUAAAAUAUUAAAUCCCCUGCUCCAUUUGCAAUUACUGAAGAAAAAUAAACAAUUGAAACUUUGCUCAACCUUGUAAAACAUUAAACCCAACAACUCAAAGAUUAAUAGAUCUAAUAAAGCAAUGAGAUUAAAUUGUUAAGCAAAGCUUUCAGAGAUUAAAAUCAAUCUAUUCUCUAAAGCCAAAAUUAAGAAUAUUUCUCUUUAACAUCUAAAUUAAUUGAAGAAAUAGAAUCUGAUAAUUAUUUUCAAGUUAAGUUAAAUCAAAUUUAAUCUUACAAUAAAUAACUCUAUAAUGUGAUUAAAGAUCUUCAAAAAGAAAUACCCGCAUAAUAUUAAUAGCUGUCCACUAUCAAUAGAAUAAUCAAUUUUUACAAAUGCAUUUUCAAAAUUUCUAUUAAACAGCUCAACAAGGAUGAAAUUGCAAUCAUUUUUCAUCAAACCCUUGGAAACAUAAAUAAUGGGCAUCCAAUUAUCAUUUAAUUGAAAGACAACAAAUAACAACAAAGAUUAUAAUUUUGGAAUCAAUUUACAUCCUUAAUGUGA
Messenger RNA from Paramecium sonneborni, 549 nucleotides. The record is from the annotation of a GenBank genome assembly. NCBI's taxonomy places the organism in Eukaryota, Ciliophora, Oligohymenophorea, Peniculida, Parameciidae.